Molecule: messenger RNA, 745 nt
Organism: Acaulospora colombiana
Lineage: Eukaryota; Fungi; Glomeromycota; Glomeromycetes; Diversisporales; Acaulosporaceae
Source: the annotation of a GenBank genome assembly
GAUGCGCUAACUAACUGCGACUACAUUGUUCAGUAUGGAGAAGCAAUGAAGGAUGUCGUCCUCAUUGCUGUAGACUGUUCACCAUCUAUGCUUGCUCCACAAAAGAGAGGUUCUAGAAAGAAGGCGCCAAAGUUAUCAAAGGACGACGAAGAGGACGUCGGCGCGAACCACAGCCAUUUGUUUGCCACACUACGUUCCGUGGUGGAAUUACAAAAGCGCAAAGCUCUUUAUGGACCUGAUGAUAUGAUAGAAGAGAAGAAAGAAGACACACAAGAGCGUCAAUUGAAGCCACAUAUAUCAGUUUUUCAGCCAAUAGCCCAAGUAUCCGCUGAUUCGAUACAAAAUAUCGCUUCUAUUCUCGAUGGCAAGCCCUCCACCAUUCGUCCGAGUAGGGCGCCAAAGACGGCAACAAAGAGAGUAUUCUUGGUGACAGAUGAGGACAAUCCCCAUAAAGGGAACGUUCAACUUGACCGCAUAGCGAAACAAAACCUUGCAGACCUCUAUGCUUUGGGUACGACGGUCGAGCCCUUCUUCUUGGGCAUGCCGGAUAAACCCUUUGAUGUGACCAAACACUACACUGAAAUUCUCUCCCGGGGUGACGGUGAUGCAGGAGAUGAGCAGAUUACCACCAUACCUACAGUGAUCGAUGGUUUUACUCGCUUCCUUGACGAAAUGUCUAUCCGUGAAGCUCCUAAAAGAAGCCAAUUCUCGAUUAAACUGACACUUGGGGACGGCUUUGCGAUUG